GUUAUUUUAUGUGCAAUGUGUUGAUCGUAUCUAGUUGUGUCUAGUUGUGUCGGCUUAAUCUUAAAUUAUUUUAUUACCAGAUUUAUAUUCAUUAUAAAUUCAUUUUGUUUCUAUUAAAAUAAUUACCUUAAAAACAACGAUAAAAUAUCAGCAAUCCAAUUUUGUUUUAUUUAAUUAAAUAUUAUAAAAUCGUUAGAAAAAAAAAAAAAAAAAAAAAAAACAUUGAAAUCACAAGUGAGUAAAUCUCGGCUUAAAUACCGGCGUCAGUUUUUCAGUUUUCAAGUAUUCAAGUGCAUCAGACGUUAAUCUCAAAGUGACAAUUACCAUGUGACUCAUAACCACUUACAUUAAUUUAUUGGCUUACAAAGGUCUUUUUUUAAAACUAUACCAACUAAAUCUUUAAUUUCUUCUUCUUUGUUACUUUUUAUUUAAAAAAAUUUAUAAAAUAGUGCAGAUGAAAAAUAUAUAAUUAAAAUGUAAAAUCGGGGUUAAAUCCCAUAAUACGAUGUAGUUACUAGAUGCAGUUAAAAAUAUAUAUUGAGGAAAAAGUUUAAGCCAUGUCAUGUUUACAUCAUAGAUUUUGUUACAUUGAACGAGCGCAUAACAAAUUUGAAAACUAUCAUAAUAAAUAUCACGUAUUUGUGAGACUAAUUGAACGAUGCAAUCAAUUCCAAUACGAAUCAAUCAACGAGAAAAAUAAUUAAAGUUAAUAUUUAUUAUUAACAAAUAAUAACUACUGAAUUAAACUGAAUAUUAUGUCACUAAGAAUGGAAUUGGCGAGCUAUCGAAGUGCAGAUCCGAGAGUUCGCGUGAGGAAACGAGCUGAAUUAGGAAAACGACUUACCAGAAGGUUGUCUAUGGUGGCAAAGGCACCAGCAGCUUUUCUCCAACAAGCUAAUCAUCCAGGUCCUAGGCCUAUUGAGAUAAUUGCUAUUGCACCUGAUAAAACUCAGCUAACGCUUCCAGCGAUAUCACCGGGACCAGUAUCUGCGCUCGUGGCCCCAGUGUUGCUUAAAUAUCGCGUAUGUAGACCGCGAUUGCUCUUGGCUGGUUCAAGAGCCGAGGUCGAUCCUGCUGCAGAUGUUGCUCUUCUUCAUGGUGAAGUUUUACUUAUCGAGGACGCUGCCAGACAGUACAAUCUCAUCGGUGAUACAGACAGAAGGUAUCGAGCGACAGAAAAAUUACUUCAUGCAGAAGAUGAAUUUUAUGAAAUUUUAUCGAGCGCUAAAGAAUUGUAUGCACGUCCAUUGGCGCGAAAUUAUCCACAUUAUCAUGAUGUAAUUUUUAAACCACUUGCUGACCUUGCGUGCGUCAGUCGGGAUCUUUCUGAUAGGCUUCAAAAGGCUCUGGACAGUUGGAAUUCAGAAACUGCAAAAUCAAGUGAAUUAUUCCCCGCCUCUUUCUGGUUGUCUUACUGGGAAUACUUAGAAGCCUACGUUGAGGCAAGGCGGACAUUGGAUGCACUUAGAGCUGUUGCUGAUCCGUUACUUGAUUUUUUGAGACUUAAGCAAGCGGCUGCGCGACAUUCGCCCUCGGCUCUACUUCUUCUGCCGGUUCAGAGGCUCGCUGAGUACGAGCGAUACUUGGGCCAAGAAGCACGUACACUAAUAGAGUCUAAUAGUAAUAAUAAUAAUAAUAAUAAUAAUAAUAAUCAUCAUCAUCAUCAUAAUAAUAAUAAUAAUAAUAAUAAUAAUAAUAAUAAAACGAACAUAACCAGCGGCGCAGUUCUUCAACGUGCCCAACUUGAGGGUGACCUUCACCGCAUCCAAGAACUAUUUCCGGGCGACAACCUGCGUUUACAUGAGCGAGAUGUCCUCACGACGAAAAUGAAGAGUCUGAUACGUAAAAGAAAUGGACCAAAUCCCGGUCGACUGACUCGUGCAUUGUCACAAAAAAAUCUUCAGAAUAUCAGCAACUCACCAGUACCAGCGACAAAAUCAUCACCACGGACAUUUUUACUGGAGACGCCAGUACAAUUUACCACGGGUAUGCAGUCCCAAGACCGGCAUCUUUUUCUCUUCUCGGAUCUGCUGUUGAUUGCCAAAGCACGAAGUGGUGGAAAUUUUAAACUCAAGCAGACAGUGAAGAUGAGCGAACUUUGGCUAACCGCAGGACACAUUGAAGAUGUUGCUGAGUCGAACAAAUCUCAAGAAACAAGCUUUGUUCUCGGUUGGCCUACGACAAAUGUUGUUGCAACCUUCAUGACUGCAGCUGCCAGAGAUUUAUGGUGGGGACGUUUGACAGAAUUGGUACGGGAAGAAAGUCUGAAAGAACCACCAGACACCAAUAUCCAAGUUGUUUAUCACGACAAUGACACAAACACAGAAUAUUGCAAGACAAUAAUGGUGAGCUCAGAGAUGACAGCCGCGACAUGCGUGAGUCUAGCGACCAGACUAUUGGAUCUUCAAGGCCCCUUUCAGCUUUGGGCAAGAACUUGUGCUGACGAAGCCCCUUACCCUCUUAUAGGCCAUGAGAGGCCUUUUGCAAUAAAGCUCUCUAAUUUACGACACACACUGUCAACUGAAGAAGGAUUUGAUCUGGAGCACUGCAACAAAAGUGGCCAUGACACUUGUCAUUUUAUUUUGCGACCAAUUCUCAAGUCACCAAUAAAAAAAAAUAAAUCAAAAAUCACUGGAUUACUUAGACGAUCAUUGUCAUUAAAUCCGAGUAUUUUUGGUGUUAAUUUAUCACGAUUAGACGAAAAUGGUUUACCUAAACCAGUACUAGUGAUGCUUCAGCAAUUAUUUGCAAAAGGUCCUUUUACUCAAGGAAUAUUCCGUAAGUCAGCAAACGUUCGGAUUGUUAGAGAGCUUCGAGAUCAAAUUGAAUCAACUGGCGACUCAAGUUGUUUAGAAGAUGCGCCAAUUAUUGCCGUUGCUGCAUUACUAAAAGAUUUUUUACGAUCAUUACCCGAUCCACUGCUUACGUCUCAUUUAUUUCCACUCUGGAUGGCCAGUUUAGAAUCAAAAAAUUCUGUACAGACUAUCAAAAGCAUUCUUGAUCGACUGCCAAAAGCCAAUUACACUCUUUUAUCUCAUUUGGUGUGCGUGCUUCAUCACAUAGCCCGUCGUUCAAAGCAUAAUUUGAUGUGUGCAAGUAAUUUAGGCGUCUGUUGUGGACCAAGUCUUCUUUGGUCAUCAAAUCCGACAGUCAAUCAGAGUCGUGCCAUUCCAGCACUUACAGAGAUGUUGAUUCGUCACUGUGAAGUGUUGUUUGGUGACGCUGUGACUCAGCUAUUUGGCGAGGAACGCAGUGACAGCGGAGCUGAAGAGAGCACUGACAGUUUACACUCAGGUGGGCUUUCGUUGGACAGUUUGGAUUUAACAGAACCUCCACGCAAGGAUCACAUGUCACUGUCACGUGAUUCAGGACUGACAUUGUCAGAUUGUCAACUUUUCAUACCCGAAUCACCAGUCGGCUCAGAAGACUCUGCAGUAAAUGCAUCAACUUCAAGUUUUGACAAGUCAUCAGCAGACAAAGACAAGUGUCUCAAUAAAUCUUAUAUUCGUGUCUACAAUGGCUGGGAGGAUCGACUAAAUAGUUAUACAACAACAACAACAACAACAACAACGACGACGCCAACAACGACACCAACAACGACGACAACGACAACCUCAAGUCCAACUGCUACCAAAAAUCAACAGAAUAAUGAACUUUGUCGCGAUGACAAACUUAACUAUCCAAAUCCAAAUUUUCAACGACAAGAUUGGCUACGUGCCCAACUUAAACGAACUCCUAGAACUAAACUAGAAGACGAUCAACGCAAAGAACGUUUUGACGACAAGGAUAUUUUCAGUCGUGACUACUUACGUCAGGCGUCUAUAAAAGAAAAUGUAGAAAACUGCAAAGAAAUUGUUUUUAGAACACAACAGCAGCAACAGCAACAGCAACAACAACAAAAUGGAGAUUCAUGUCUUGAAAGUCGUAUCUCUAAUCACGAUUCCGAACAGAGUUCUACUGGUGAGUCUACUAUCUCAUCAGAGCGUAGUCACAGUUAUGAUUUUAAAAAAGAACGUUUUGAUUUAAAAAAAAUAAAAUCAGACUAUUCUUCUUCUGGUUGUGAUCAAUCACCAGUGUCCUCCUCACAAAAUGGGAGCUAUCACUCAACUGGAGAUUUGUAUGAAUUUAAAAAAGUAUUGACUAAACAUGAAACUAGAUUAGAAAAUAAUAAUAUUUAUGGAAAUCGUGAGACAUUAACUGAAAUUUAUAGUACACGAAAGAGUAGUGAUAUUUAUAAAUUCAAACAAUCUGAAACAAUUGAGGUAUUUUGUGAUGAGACUGAUGAUGAUACACGUACAUGGCCUGAUACUCCACCACCACUGCCACCCCGAUUGAGGCAUCUGCCUCCAGUGCACAUGAGUCUUGAGGAUCGACACAAAAUCACCGGUAGAUCACGGUCUUUGCCACCCCCGCCACCUUACCGACCUCCGCCCCAACCGCGAGCUCCCAUUACCACAAGACAUCUUGGCUAUCCUCGAUCGAUUAUUGACGACGAGAGUUAUGUUUAAAUUAUUAUUAUUAUUAUUAUCGUUAUUUUAAAUUUAUCUGCUAUCUAAACUACUUGGCUAAUUAUUUGUUAACAUUUUUAAGUUUAAUAUAUAGUUAUUAUUAAUAAAUAAAAACGUAAAAGUGUUAAUAAAUAAAGAUAAUAAUAAAUAAUAAAUUAUCUCCAAGUAGUUUAGAGAUAGUAAAUAUAUAAAAAAUAAAAAAUAAAUUAUUUUUAAUAAGGAGCUCAAAAGUACUCGUUGUAAUAAAUGAGUCUUGUAACUAAACCUAGUCCGAAUUAGCCCCGAUGGUCGUAGUGGACAGAAUGGAUUUAUAUGUGUGACAAUUAUUAUUCAUUAUUAGUUUACUUUACGUAAAUCAAAUCAGUGAGUUGAAUACAAAAAAAAAGAGACUUCUCAAUUAAUUUAACGACAAUUAUGUUUUUUGUUAUUAUUUGUAUGAUUCAGGGUGCUUCCACAUGCUUAAUAUAACUACUAAUUUAAAUAUAUUAUAUUAAAAAUUAUAAAAAUAUCUUAUUAUUAACUUUUUUAUUGAUAAUUAUCGAUAAAUAUAUAAAUAUAUUAUAUGAUAAGCAUAAAUUUAUUUUAUGAUGAUGAUAAUAAUCAAAACAAUACUUUUCUAUUUGAUAUUUAAAACUUUUUUUAUUUAAGUUUCAUUUCGAAAAUAAUGAUUUAUGUAACAUGACAUUUACGUUUACACAUAUAUAAUAACAAAAUUAUUUCAUACAAUAAUAAUAAUUAUGAACGAUUACUUU
Microplitis demolitor is the source of this 5260-nucleotide messenger RNA. RefSeq names its product rho GTPase-activating protein 20. The transcript has 12 exons. The coding region runs from base 756 to 4508 and encodes 1250 amino acids. Lineage: Eukaryota; Metazoa; Arthropoda; Insecta; Hymenoptera; Braconidae. Gene Ontology annotation, molecular function: GTPase activator activity; guanyl-nucleotide exchange factor activity. The record is from RefSeq and is a predicted model, not a curated record. Gene Ontology annotation, biological process: signal transduction.